UUUUUUCGUAUUUCUUAAGCUAUUAUUCUAUUCAUAACAAAAACGCUGCUUGCCCCCACUAAUGUCGAGGUUAAAAUCAAAAUAUUCAGAUUCAUUUAACGACCAGUUCUCUUCUACGGAAGAAGAGGAAGAUGUUGAUGUUGCUGAUCAGUACGAUUCUGGUGUGAUUCGUUGUAUAUGUGAUGAUCCAAGCGAUGAUGGCUUCACUAUUCAGUGUGAACAUUGUCUAGAUUGGCAGCAUGCAUCCUGUGUGAAUGUAAAGCGUAAUAGGAUUCCAAAACAUUAUUUAUGUGAUCGCUGUAGUCGAUUGAUAAAAAAGAAACGUCCUACUGAUAUACAAAAUCGUCGCAGAAAUUUACAGGAGAGUAAACUACUCAUAAAAGGUAAACUAAGCUAUGAUAUCCCUGAAAGCAUUUUUAAUUAUAAAAAAUUAUAGAAAAAAGGAAACGGCUGGAUAAUAAAUCGAAAAAGGACAACCACGAAGGUAGCGACGACGAUGAAGACCUCUUGUUGCCUGCUCAGAAGAUAAAUAGAAGCUAUGCAUAUACUUCGAAAUGCAUA
Molecule: messenger RNA, 561 nt
Organism: Rhizopus microsporus ATCC 52813
Lineage: Eukaryota; Fungi; Mucoromycota; Mucoromycetes; Mucorales; Rhizopodaceae
Exons: 1
Coding region: 62-436 (124 amino acids)
Source: RefSeq, a predicted model, not a curated record